AUGUCGAGCUCGAGCUCUGCUUCCGAGGGCGAGCUCCCCGAUACCCGACACAAGGCAAACACAGUCAAUUCGCGCAACGAAACUGCGAUUAACGGCUCAAACAGGUCCUUUGGACUAGAUGGUGCCUGUGAGAACUACCGCGCCUUGAGUCGCUCUCCCUCGCCUUAUCGCCGCAAGCGCACCCCGUCUCGAUCGCCUUCGCCAUAUCGGAAGAACCGCACAGUCGACCGAUCGCCAUCGCCAUAUCGACGAAGCCGAGCCGACCACAGUGCCAGUGAUGCACGAGGCUACAAGCGCAAGGCUUCCCCGCCGCGCGGCCGCCCCGAUAAGCGAUACCAUACUGAUCGUAGCAGACACGGUGAGCCGCGACGACCUGCAGCGCCACCUCCACCAAGUUCGGCAAGAGACCGUAAAGAUGCCGUAGAUAGAUCGCAUGCAAAGCCCAUCUCGUAUGCCGAGGUCGAGAAUCCAAACCCAGUCCCCGACUUCCGCGGACUCCCUAGAGACAAUCAUCGCCAGCAACCCCGGCCCAGUGAUCGAAGACGCGAGGAGACACACCAGCCGCAUGGGCAGAAGCAACAGCCGCCGCCUGAUCGCGCAAAGGCUCCGGCUGCACAGGCCGUGGCUGCACACACAAGCGUGUCUGAAGAUGUUGAAAUGAAAAUGGACGGCGAUACCACUGAUUACACCCCAGCGCCUGUUGAAGACAAGGAACCAACCCAGGAAUCGCGCGAGGAGAAGCGGCGCCGCUGGGCUGCCAUGCGCGCUGCGGCCGAGCAGCAAAAGGCCAAAGAGAACCUGUUGCAGCAGGCGGUUCUCACUAGUGCGUCGGAAGCGAACACGCCUAACAAUGCUUCGCCAGCAGCGUUUGCGGAUAGUCCUCGAUCUCCGUUCAUAUCACCCCACAAUGGCGACCUCGAAUCCGUCCCGGCGUCACCAGACGUCAUGGUAAUCGAUAAGCAGGGGGGAUUCAGUGAGGGAAACAGUCCAGGUGCGGCGGCCAGUCCGUCGGCGGCCGAUUACGAUCCUCUGCAGGACAUGUUAGACGACCGGGAUCGAGCAGCAAAGAAGAACCACAACGCCGAGGUUUCGUCGGACGCAUAUCGCGAGACUGACCCCCAGGCACUGUCUACGUUACCGGCUGAGAAGGUGGUGCCUGUUAAGAAACAGAAGAAAGAGUUUGACAUGUUUGCCUCUGACGAUGAUGACGAAGACGAGGAGGAUGUCGAGACCGAGGCCAAUGUCGCUGCAAAAGGAACAAUUCUCGACGAAAAGUUGCUGGAUAACUGGGACGAUCCAGAAGGAUACUACAAGCUGAUUAGUAAUGAGUUGGUCGACGGCGGCCGCUACCGAGUGAUCAAGGGCCUUGGUCGUGGUGUGUUUGCCAAUGUCGCACAAGCAGAAGAGGUCAAGACCGACGGAGACGCCAACCCCCGGAUUGUUGCUAUCAAGAUGAUUCGCCGGAAUGACUUGAUGAGGAGGGCGAGUCAGAAAGAAAUGGACUUUUUGCGCAAAGUCAACGAGGCAGAUCCACAGGAUAAGCGCCACAUUGUUCGUUUAUUGGGCUCGUUCGACCACAAGGGUCAUCUAUGCAUUGUCUUUGAACACAUGUCGAAGAACUUGCGAGACCUGCUGAAAGAGGAGACAAAUGGACAUGGCCUUACUCUGCCUGCCGUACGGAUAUAUGCGCGUCAGAUGUUCCUUGGCCUCCAACACUUGCAAAACUGCCAGAUUAUCCACCUCGACCUGAAGCCUGACAACGUGUUGGUCUCUGCUGACAAGAAGACUGUCAAGCUGGCUGAUUUCGGUACCGCCGUCGACAAGCGAGAUGUAAUUGAGCGCACCGAGUAUCUUGUUAGUCGAUUUUACCGUGCGCCUGAGAUUAUUCUUGGCAUGGACAUUGGCUAUCCCGUCGACAUGUGGGCUGUGGGCUGUACGGUGUAUGAGCUAUGGACAGGCAAGAUUCUCUUUACUGGGCGCUCCAACAACCAGAUGAUCAAGUCGUUUAUGGAUUGUUUGGGAUGGCCCAGCGAGAAGCUAUUGAAGAAGGGGCUUGCCAACAAUGUUCUGGAAAACUUUGAACUCGGGCCGCCACUGAAAUUCAUCAGCCGCGAGGUUGAUCAGUACAACAAGCUCUCGGUACGCAAGAUUGAGCAGCAGAAGAAGAUACCCCGUGACAUGAAGACUCGCAUUCACGACGCCGCGCGCAACAUCUCGAACGGCGGGCCAGCAGUUAGUGAGCUGAAUGAUUUGGCGGACCUGCUCAGCGCAAGCUUGCACAUGAACGUGGAGAAGCGCAUCUCACCCAAGGAAGCGCUGGCCCACAGGUUCUUCGCCAGCAAGACGCCAGCACCCGCCAAGGCAGCGCCCGCCAAGUCCGCCGUGGUAAAGCCAUCCCUAAUCAAACGUGGUACACUAGGCAGCGCACCCAGUAUUCGACGAUAAGUGGUAUGAUACCUAUUGCAUUGUGUUACAAGCUGCUUUUUUUCUUGGUUUUUUCUUGGUUUGCAUUUCGGCGACCACUAUUUUUUUGUUUCAUUGUUUCUUUCAUUCUUUCAUUCUUUCUUUGAUUCCUUCCUUGGUGUUAGCGUGGAACGCGCCGAAGAAGCGGUGGGGGGGCGAGGGGAGAGAGAAGAAAAAAAAUAUGUCUGGGACCCAAACGUGGUGCAAGCCGACCUGCGGGGGCGUCUGGAGGUCUAGA
This is a messenger RNA of Exserohilum turcica Et28A, 2701 nucleotides long. RefSeq lists its product as uncharacterized. Gene Ontology annotation, biological process: peptidyl-threonine phosphorylation; peptidyl-serine phosphorylation. Gene Ontology annotation, molecular function: protein serine/threonine kinase activity; ATP binding. Lineage: Eukaryota; Fungi; Ascomycota; Dothideomycetes; Pleosporales; Pleosporaceae. The record is from RefSeq and is a predicted model, not a curated record. The transcript is spliced from 3 exons. Bases 1 to 2445 code for a protein of 814 amino acids.